Molecule: messenger RNA, 2067 nt
Organism: Andrographis paniculata
Lineage: Eukaryota; Viridiplantae; Streptophyta; Magnoliopsida; Lamiales; Acanthaceae
Product: CRS2-associated factor 1, mitochondrial-like
Exons: 6
Coding region: 64-1299 (411 amino acids)
Biological process (GO): Group II intron splicing
Molecular function (GO): RNA binding
Source: RefSeq, a predicted model, not a curated record
AAGCCCAAAAUGUUGCAAGUUUCAAGUUAAUCCCACACCGUGCGGCGGCUCCGAUGACAUGAAAUGAAGACCACCGCCGUUAUCAGCCGUCUCUUCCGCCUGAAAAUACGCCUGGAAAAUUCUCGGCAUCGCUUAUUCUCUUCAACUGCCGCCGCCGCCGCCUCGGAACUCCGGUCCAAGUACUCUUUCGUAGCUCCCCCAUCUCUGAACCCUCAGUCCCCGAAUAAAAACCCUAAAUUUCAAUCCCAAUCUCGAAAGCCUUCAAAGCCCCCAUACCGCCCGCCGUCGUCGCUGGAUAGGUCUGACCGGCCAAUUAGGUCCGAUCUUCCAUUCGACUUCCGAUUCAGCUACACUGAAAGCAGCGCCAAAGUGCGGCCAAUUGGACUGAGGGAGCCGAAAUACUCCCCUUUCGGGCCGGGCCGUCUGGACCGGGUAUGGACUGGGGUCUGUGCCCCUGCGGUCGACCCCAAGGUGGCCUCUGCCGCAAUCGACGACGAUUUGGAGGAGAAACGGAGAGCGGCGAGGGAUCGAAUUCAGGGGGAGCCAUUGACGAAUGCUGAAAGAAAAGCUCUUGUUGAGAGGUACCAGAGGCAUAAAACCAAGCGGCAGAUAAAUAUAGGGAGGGAUGGCUUAACACAUAACAUGUUGAACGACAUUCAUAACCACUGGAAACUUGCCGAGGCUGUCAGGAUCAAGUGUAUGGGAGUGCCUACUGUUGAUAUGAAAAAUAUAUGCACUCAAUUGGAGGACAAAACGAUGGGUGCGAUCAUCUUUAGACGCGGAGGCCAGCUUGUGCUUUACAGAGGUAGAAAUUAUAAGCCCAAAGAAAGGCCUUUGAUUCCACUGAUGUUGUGGAAACCUCAAGAACCUGUUUACCCGAGGCUUAUAAAAACUACUAUUGAAGGCUUGAGCAUGGAGGAGACGAAGGAGAUGAGAAAAAGGGGGCUGUCCGUGCCUGUCUUGACCAGGCUCAGUAAAAAUGGCUACUAUGGUAGUAUUGUUCCUAUGGUUCGUGAUGCUUUUCUUAAUGAUGAGCUCGUUAGGAUAGACUGCAAAGGUCUUCCCAUUAGUGAUUAUAAGAAAAUUGGGUGCAAACUUAGGGACUUGGUUCCUUGCAUCCUCGUCUCCUUUGAGAAAGAACAGAUUGUGGUAUGGAGGGGGAAGGACUACAAACCUGUAGAAGGAGGGUUCUUUGUUGCCGAGGAUAUACUAUUGGAUAAGGCCGACGGAAACGAGAGCACAGAUUACAACCCAGAUCAUAGAUGGUUCGACACUGAUGAUUUUUCUAACGAUGCCUGACCUAGCCCCACUCUGGUCAAGCUCCAAACACGCUACGUGGCUCUGCCAGAAAGAGGCGAUUCUCAGAAAACAGGGGAAAUUGAAAUUAUUUGAUCGAUCCGGGGAGGCUUGCUGGUUCUCACAUCAAUGAAUGAAACCUUGCAACUUACAAUUAUCUUAUUAUUUGGUUAUUCUUUCCCCCUCGAGUCCAAAUCUUGUGUGUUUGUCAGAGAUAAUUGCGGUAUCUUGAUGACUACAAGUUCAGAGGUUUAUAGUUCUACUUUUGCACCCGUGCGUGCGAUUCUUUGAUUGGUUGUGGUUGUUUACUGAAAAAAACUAAUCUUCGUAAUGUUCUUGGUGGGAGAAAGCUAUAAAUAGUAUGUGUAUGUUUUUUUGCCUAAUUAUUUUGUUUGUAAGAGUAUGAUAUAAAAUGUAAUGCUAUUAGAAAGUAACAUUAAGGAUUACUUACUUAGAGUAAAUCUGUGUGUGUCAGUGACUGUCAAGAGUAAUUUUAUAAAGAGUAUAUAUGAGUUUAUUCGAUUACAUUAGAGAUAUAAUAGUGCAUUAAUGUUGUAUGUUAAAGAUGAGAAUACGUGAUCUUCAUUAUUGUCGAGAAAACCUAUAUUGAUGAGUUUUUAUCUUCCAAUAAUUUGCCCAGCUGUCGUUCUUUUACAUAACCAAGUGCCCGGUUAACUUAUUGUAUCGUUUUUACAAGCUUACGUACUUGUAUUCAAUAAUAAUCUUUCAAGAUUUAUGAACUUAUUGAUUAAGUUCUUUCUAUCUAUCUAU